UGGUACCGCUGCGGCUGAUACGGCGGGGGCCGAAGCAGACCCUCUCCGGUCGGACUCGGCGCUACCCGGGGACCAGGACACCAACAGAAGGGACUCCCUCGACCUUGCGACGGGGCGGCACAGUGCAGGACAACCCCGCGUACGUCCCACGGCCUGUCGACUCCAGUGCCGCUGUCUGGUGGGACCUCAGCGAGAAUAAAUUCAACGAGGAUGCUCCGGCUCACAAGGAGCUCACGCCGGACGCGGAACCGGAGGUGGAUCCUCGCUUCCAGGCGUUUCCCGUACGGAGAAACCUGUCCGAGCCUCGCGCCUGGUGGGAGGAUGAUACUGGGGAGGAGGCUGAGCCCCCACCUCGCCAGCCGCCGGCCUCUCUAUCGCCGGCACCAGUUCGAUUCCGAACCGCUAACGAAAUGCUCGGCAUCUAUGACGACGAUAAUGACGAAUCGAGCAGCGAGUCGCGACCGAGUGCGGCUGACGUCGACGCGCGGCUAUCCAAGCCGGUACCGUCGGCCCUUCCCGGUCCUCAGGAGUCCGUGAGCUCCUCCACAGAGACGGAGAGCUCGAGCUCCGACUCGGGGUCGUCUGUCUACCAGGACGUCGGCACAGAGGAGAGUAGUGCUGACGAGGAGCAGGGUGCCGCCCGUUCCGACGCCGACCUGCGCUUCUCGCUGUCCAUGGUACCGGCGGCGGGCAGUGACGACGACACGGGCUCCUCGGCGACUCAGUCUGGAUCCUCGGCGGCCGUCGCAGCCUCGGCGCUGGCCGCCGCCGCUGCCGCUGCCGACGUGGUGUUGGCGUCUGACUUUGUGUUCCAGCCGUGUCAGAGAGACUCGGGGUACGGCACGGCCGACCGCGGCUCCACGGAGGCACUCAGUUUCAUCGGCGCCUGUCAGGACAUUGACGCGCUGCUACCGGUGGACGGGCCGCCGCCCGAGUCGUUCGAGGAGUUCGAGCGCGCUGUGGCCAGUGAGGAGGUACCCACCAGCGCGGCGGGCGGGUCGGAGGGACAGGAGUGUGCCGACCCGUCUGCCGCCCUCAGCCCCAGCGAGGAGGAGCGCCGAGCCGCCAAACGCAACCUCUCCCUGUUCAUAAGUCAGAUGACCAACAUUGACGAGGUUCUCGGCGUGACCUCGCCCGAGGCGACCGCUCAUGAGCGGUCCGUCGCAGAGGCAGCCGCCGCAGCAGCAACCGAUAAAUCGAAGCAUUCAGGUAUCGAUUUUUACGCUUGA
Amphibalanus amphitrite is the source of this 1229-nucleotide messenger RNA. RefSeq lists its product as uncharacterized. Bases 411 to 1229 code for a protein of 272 amino acids. The record is from RefSeq and is a predicted model, not a curated record. The transcript is spliced from 3 exons. NCBI's taxonomy places the organism in Eukaryota, Metazoa, Arthropoda, Thecostraca, Balanomorpha, Balanidae.